Echinops telfairi (small Madagascar hedgehog) is the source of this 2643-nucleotide messenger RNA. RefSeq names its product L3MBTL histone methyl-lysine binding protein 2 (gene L3MBTL2). The transcript is spliced from 17 exons. The record is from RefSeq and is a predicted model, not a curated record. Bases 53 to 2182 code for a protein of 709 amino acids. Gene Ontology annotation, biological process: regulation of DNA-templated transcription. Gene Ontology annotation, molecular function: zinc ion binding. Gene Ontology annotation, cellular component: nucleus. NCBI's taxonomy places the organism in Eukaryota, Metazoa, Chordata, Mammalia, Afrosoricida, Tenrecidae.
GCAAUAUGGCCCCUUUCGCCCGGUGACGGUUGGAGCCACUGUGUUGGGUCUCAUGGAGAAGCCCAGGGGCGUCGAGGAGACCCCCUCCUCAGAACCCAUGGAGGAAGAGGAGGAAGAUGACUUGGAGCUCUUUGGUGGCUACGACAGCUUCCGGGCUUAUAACAGCAGCGUGGCCAGUGAGAGCAGCUCCUACCUGGAGGAAUCCAGCGAAGCAGAACACGAGGCGCGGGAAGCAGGGGAGCUGCCCACUUCGCCCCUGCAUCUGCUGAACUCAGGGACACCCCGCUCUUUGGAUGGCAGCGGUUCUGAACCAGCUGUGUGUGAGAUGUGUGGGAUUGUGGGCACAAGAGAAGCCUUCUUCUCCAAGACCAAGCGGUUCUGCAGCGUCUCCUGCUCCAGGAGCUACUCCUCCAACUCCAAGAAAGCCAGUAUCUUGGCAAGAUUACAGGGCAAACCACCCACCAAGAAGGCCAAAGUCCUGCACAAAGCUGCCUGGUCAGCCAAGAUUGGAGCCUUCCUCCACUCCCAAGGGACGGGCCAGCUAGCAGAUGGGACACCAACAGGUCAAGAUGCACUGGUCCUGGGGUUCGACUGGGGAAAGUUCCUGAAGGAUCACAGUUACAAGGCUGCUCCUGUCAGCUGCUUUAAACACGUCCCGCUCUAUGACCAGUGGGAGGACGUGAUGAAGGGGAUGAAGGUGGAGGUGCUCAACAGUGACGCGGUCCUCCCCAGCCGGGUGUACUGGAUCGCCUCUGUCAUCCAGGCAGCAGGCUAUCGGGUGCUGCUCCGCUACGAAGGCUUUGAAAAUGACGCCAGCCAUGACUUCUGGUGCAACCUGGGAACCGUGGACGUCCACCCCAUCGGCUGGUGUGCCAUCAACAGCAAGAUCCUGGUGCCUCCUCGGACCAUCCACGCCAAAUUCACCGACUGGAAGGGCUACCUCAUGAAGCGGCUGGUGGGCGCCAGGACCCUCCCAGUGGAUUUCCAUAUUAAGAUGGCGGAGAGCAUGAAGUACCCCUUCCGCCUGGGCAUGCGGCUGGAGGUGGUGGACAAGGCCCAGGUGUCACGCACUCGCAUGGCCGUGGUGGACACGGUCAUCGGGGGCCGCCUGCGGCUCCUCUACGAGGAUGGGGACAAUGAUGACGACUUCUGGUGCCACAUGUGGAGCCCCCUGAUCCACCCCGUGGGCUGGUCACGGCGGGUUGGCCACAGCAUCAAGAUGUCAGACAGGCGCAGCGACAUGGCCCACCACCCCACCUUCCGGAAGAUCUACUGUGAUGCUGUCCCUUAUCUCUUCAAGAAGGUCCGAGCUGUCUACACGAAAGGUGGCUGGUUUGAGGAGGGGAUGAAGCUGGAGGCCAUCGACCCUCUGAAUCUGGGCAGCAUCUGUGUGGCGACCAUCUGCAAGGUUCUCCUGGAUGGCUACCUGAUGAUCUGUGUGGACGGAGGCCCUUCCACGGAUGGCUCCGACUGGUUCUGCUAUCAUGCCUCCUCGCACGCCAUCUUCCCCACCAACUUCUGCCAGAUGAACAACAUUGAGCUCACGCUCCCCAAAGGGUAUGAGGCACAGACCUUCAACUGGGAGGCCUACCUGGAGAAGACCAAGGCCAAAGCGGCCCCACCGAGACUCUUCAACAUGGAUUGCCCCAACCACGGCUUCAAGGUGGGCAUGAAGCUGGAGGCUGUGGACCUGAUGGAGCCCCGGCUCAUCUGCGUGGCCACCGUGAAGCAGGUGGUGCAGCGGCUCCUCAGUAUCCACUUUGACGGCUGGGACGAUGAGUACGACCAGUGGGUGGACUGCGAGUCCCCGGACAUCUACCCUGUGGGCUGGUGUGAGCUCACCGGCUACCAGCUCCAGCCGCCCGUGGCCACAGAGCCGGCCACCCCUCUGAAGGCCAAAGAGACCACAAAGAAGAAAAAGAAACAGUUUGGAAAGAAAAGGAAAAGAAUACCACCCACCAAGUCCAGGCCCCUGAGGCAGGUCUCCAAGAAGCCCCUGCUGGAGGAUGACCUGCAGGCAUCAGGGAAGAACUCCGCCGAGCCCGAGCCCGAGCCCGAGCCCGAGCCUGUCUCCACUGUGUGGGUGAAGGAGGAGCCCCUGGAUGUGGCCACGCCUGACCAGGCCUUGAGUCCCGAGCUGCCUGUCCCCAUCCAGGAUGUCAAGCAGGAGGCAGGCGACUGACCGUCCCGCCAGGACAUCCCUGCGGCCACCCCCUUUCCCUGCCCCCUGGAGUUUAGAGACUGAGCCUUUUCACAGAAGUUCACCCUGAAUCUGGGGGACCAGGCCCUGAAGGACCAGCCUGGGUUCCCUUCAUGAAUCUUCUCCCCCUACCCCCCACCCCUCACUUCUGCCCGAGGCCCCAACUCAUGUCUGAGCAACUGGAGAUCUGGGAACUUGAUGGGCAGGGGGGGGUGGGGGCAGGUCAGUCACCCCGUGUGUCCUUCCUCUGCAGCCGCUCCAGCACCACCCAGGCCCUGGGGGCUGCCUAGUCACAGCACCCAGCCACACGGGAAGGCAGGGCCGGGGACCGACAGUGUACUGUGUCUGUAAAUAAAGGCUGAGGCUGCCUGGCCUGAUGGGUGUGACAGGUGCACCUCACACAGGGGCCCUGGCUCCUCAGGCAGCCGAAACACAGAGGGUCA